Messenger RNA from Podarcis raffonei (Aeolian wall lizard), 1981 nucleotides. RefSeq names its product lectin, mannose binding 2 (gene LMAN2). The transcript has 8 exons. Gene Ontology annotation, cellular component: endoplasmic reticulum membrane; Golgi membrane; endoplasmic reticulum-Golgi intermediate compartment. The record is from RefSeq and is a predicted model, not a curated record. Lineage: Eukaryota; Metazoa; Chordata; Lepidosauria; Squamata; Lacertidae. Gene Ontology annotation, biological process: Golgi organization; endoplasmic reticulum to Golgi vesicle-mediated transport; endoplasmic reticulum organization. Gene Ontology annotation, molecular function: D-mannose binding. Bases 16 to 1170 code for a protein of 384 amino acids.
GAGUUUCCGACGUCGAUGGUUUCGGUUGCCUUGGUUCCCUUUCCUUUUUACCUCCGGGCGAAGGGUCGACCGGAAGCAGGAAGAAGAAGGGCAGGAGGGAGUAGGAUGGUCGUGGGUCGGGGAGGCGGUGGAUCCGCGCGGUGCUUGCGGGGGUCGGCGGCCGCCAUGGCGCUGCCGCCCCUGCUCUUCCUCCAGCUCCUCCUGGCCGGGUCGGUGCCUCGAGGGGCUGCGGAGCUCACAGACGGCAACAGCGAGCACCUGAAAAGAGAGCACUCGCUCAUCAAGCCUUACCAGGGGGUUGGCUCCAGUUCAAUGCCCCUCUGGGAUUUCCAGGGGAGUACAAUGCUGACCAGCCAGUAUGUUCGAUUGACCCCUGAUGAGCGCAGUAAGGAGGGUUCAAUCUGGAACCGAGUGCCCUGCUUCCUAAAGGAUUGGGAGCUCCAUGUCCAUUUCAAGAUCCAUGGAAUAGGCAAGAAAAAUCUGCACGGAGAUGGUUUUGCUCUGUGGUAUACUCGGGAGCGCCUUACUGCAGGCCCUGUCUUUGGCAGCAAAGAUAACUUCCAUGGACUGGCCAUUUUCCUGGACACUUACCCAAAUGAUGAAGCUACAGAGCGUGUGUUUCCAUACAUCUCUGCCAUGGUGAACAAUGGAUCCCUGACAUACGACCAUAGCAAAGAUGGUCGCUGGACAGAGCUGGCAGGCUGCACAGCUGACAUUCGUAAUCGGAACCAUGACACUUUUUUGGCUAUCCGUUACUCCCGGGGACGUCUGACAGUGAUGACUGAUGUGGAGGACAAAAAUGAAUGGAAAAAUUGCUUUGAUGUUGCUGGAGUCCGCCUGCCCACUGGUUACUUCUUUGGGGCUUCUGCUGGUACAGGCGAUCUAUCUGACAAUCAUGACAUCAUCUCAAUGAAGUUAUUUCAGCUGAUGGUGGAACAUCCACCAGAGGAAGAAAACAUUGACUGGACAAAAAUUGAGCCUAGUGUCAGCCUUCUCAAGUCACCAAAAGAUAACGUGGAUGACCCGACAGGAAACUUCCGCAGUGGGCCCUUGACGGGCUGGAAGGUGUUCCUCUUGCUCCUGUGUUCUCUGCUUGGCAUCAUUGUUUGUGCCGUGGUGGGAGCCGUGGUCUUCCAGAAACGCCAGGAGCGGAACAAGCGAUUUUACUAGAGGGGGAAGCAAGCCCACAUUCUGGGCAUUUGGGAAUAUUUUUUACAGGGGGGAGGGAGAAUUGUAUAGACUCUGGCUUCGAAAAGGCUCUUUCAGAGAAAUACAUGGAUUAUUUUCAUAUCUUUUCCCCCCACCUGGCAGCACAAGCCCGACAACAUAUGUCAGAACAAUCAGGAAGGUAGGGGGAGCACCUUUUCUCUCUUUCUGAAUACUAUUCAGAGCCGUCAGCCCCUCUUUUAACACCUUUUUUAAAAAGGAGGGAAAAGAACUGUGGUUCGAGGUGAGUGUUCCUGCUCUAUGGGGCAUGACUCUGUAUCCCAGCUAGUAUGUGCUGGUGUUUCUCUAACAGGGCAAUAUUUCCAGAGUCCUGCUAACUGCUGGCAGCAAUUUUCUUGCCUGGCCCGUAAGCCGCCUUCAAGGUGGAUGUUUUGAACUGAAUGUAUUUUGUAAUCUCACUGGCCUUGGUACUUCCUUUUAGUACCAGCUCUUUCUCUACUGCUGAAAGUGAGACUAAUUUACACCAAAACAACUGGUGACUAUCAAAUGUGAUCUCUCCCGCCCCCUCCCCCUUUGGUGAUGGAACCUGUGAUUGCAUUGGUCUGAGAGAGUGGGAACUUGAUUUUUUCCAGUUACUGUGGAGUAUAUGCCAAAAUUUGGUCACAGACAUUCAGGUCCUGCUCUGAAUCAUCGCAUUAAACUUCUGAACUAGGUGGUUCUGGUGGUGGGACCUUGCCAUAGCCACAUAGCUGCGUGUGGGUCUGCAAGAUGAUGGGUGAAAGAGAGGGUGUGUGAAAUAAAAAUGGAAAACUGA